Molecule: messenger RNA, 2068 nt
Organism: Acanthaster planci (crown-of-thorns starfish)
Lineage: Eukaryota; Metazoa; Echinodermata; Asteroidea; Valvatida; Acanthasteridae
Product: eukaryotic translation initiation factor 2-alpha kinase 1-like
Biological process (GO): regulation of translational initiation by eIF2 alpha phosphorylation
Cellular component (GO): cytoplasm; nucleus
Molecular function (GO): ATP binding; eukaryotic translation initiation factor 2alpha kinase activity
Source: RefSeq, a predicted model, not a curated record
GUCAGUUUCGACUGCUCAGCAAUCCUCUUAUUCCCAGUUGAGGACAACCGAAGUAGAAUCCAGCCAGUAUGAACAGGACAGCUUAUCCGAAUCGGACAUACAGUUCCACACCCAAGAAUCGGUGAAUGUGAACUUCGAAGAUGAAGAAUAUUCGGAUCUGCAGAUUUGCUUUGAAAGCAGUCCCGGGAAUAACACGGGCACCGUCUCAGAUAUCAUCCAGAAGGAUGCUGCCACCAGGGCAGAUAAUGGUUUCGAUCAACCUAUUCACCCAGGUGAUAAACCCUCAAGUAGCUCUACCGACUUCAGUCUCAAUACCACCUCUGUCCCUCUUGAAAAGUCCACAGUAGACCACAACAAGAACUCAUGGAGGUACCAGUACCCCAGGGACUUGAGGCGUGGCACAUUUGGUUCAGUGCCGUUGCAGAGCAACCUGCUUACUGGCAAUAAGAAACAGUCCAAGUGUCAGAUCAUCAGUCUGGACAGCACCCCUAACAACCCAAGCAAGGCCACAGCGCCUUGGCAAAGGAGGCGACACCGAUCCAAGAGCCAGGACAAUAUCAAAGACGAGCCCAGGAACAGGAUGAUAAGGCCUUUGCAGGCCUUUCCUGUGUUCACAGUGAAUCUGUACAUCCAGAUGCAGCUGUGUUCGCACACCUUGUCAGACUGGCUUCGAGAUCGGAAUACCAAGACAGAACAAGUCAAGGAUGCUCUGGAGUUGGUGAACGCCCUAGAUAACAUGCACAUCUUCGAGCAGAUGCUCAGUGGUAUCAAGUACAUACACUCCCAGGGGCUCAUACACAGAGACCUUAAGCCAAAGAAUAUCUUCUUGGAAGAAUCCAGUGAUGACUUGCAAGUAUUAAUCGGCGACUUUGGUCUUGCCAAGGAGAAUUUCGUGGUGGAGAGUGUAUCGCAAGAUUCUGAUCCCCCUAAUGGAGUAUGUGCAGAUACGUAUGAACCUGUGCACCACACGGUGGCAGUGGGCACAACAACAUAUGCCUCACCAGAACAGCUGAAAGGCUCCAAGUACGACUGUAAGGCGGACAUGUUCAGCUCAGGUAUCAUCCUGUUUGAGAUGUUCCAUCCCUUCUCCACACAAAUGGAGCGUGCCAAAGUGAUUGAGCAGGUCCGGCUUGGCAGCAUUCCGCGCGAAAUUCACAAGAGGUGGCCUGAUCAGUACAAGACCAUAGGAGAGUUGACCCAUUCUAAGAGCUGCCGUCGGCCACAUGCAGCUGAUGUCCUCAAGGGCCCACUCUUCCUCUCCAAAGAUGAGGUUAUCAAGGAUCUACGUGCCAAGCUCUCUGAAAGAGAUGCAGAAAUCAAGAUGCUUAAGCAGAUGCUAGCCAAGUAUGAAAAGACAUAAUGUAGUUGUAGUAACGAGGGUAAUUUACACAGCAACAUGUAUCAUUCCAUGGUGUCUUCGGUAGUAACUUUAACAACAACAUGAUGUGAAUCAUCACCAGAUCUUUCUUUGUUGCUGAAAUAGACUGAUUUUUAUGUCCAAACACACUAUGUGUAUUUUCAGUACUUUAUUGAAGAAUGCAGGAUAUUCGUGAUAAUAUUUAAACACGCUCUCGUUCACUCUCUGUUGGAGAGCUAUAUUCCUCUUUGUAUUGCUCUGUGUGCAAAGUAUCUCUGAGCAGCAUUUUUGUCUCUAUUGCCAUGAUCAGAAUGCUAGAGGAGAGAGAAUAUUUAAAUUAUUUAUCGUGAAACUGUAUUUUUUUCCUGAAAUAUGUCUCUUUGUAUUUUUGUUGUCGGCACAAGGGAAACAUUAGACUUAAAAAACAAAUUCCUCUUGAUUAUAAAAUAAGUGUUGAUAAACCCUAAUUGUAUAAUAUUUGUGUCCGAGAGUAUGCCAUACAAAUGCAUAUACGCAGUGCUGUAUGCUUCAUGUUUGUUGUUUUCCAUUGGAUGAGAAUGGGAAAAGCAGGAGUAGUGGUCAGUAAAUGUCCAUGUAAGAACGGCAAAUCUUUCCGAGUACUGUCCUCAAUACUGCUGAGCUUUGAAGUGUGAAACCGAAACUAUUGAAUGUACUUUUGUCACUUCCAGGGCAGUUAGUGCCCUUUUAACU